AUGUCAACGUCUCAAGCUACACACGAUGAUACCGAUCAUCAAGAAGCAUCACUAUCGAUGAUUCAGCAAUGUCGUACCGAACCGCGAGUGGAUUAUCGUUCCAGUGUCUUACCCCAUGCGCUUUCGCGCGAUGCAAUUCCGAAUAAUUCGAGUGAGGCUCUUAACGACACGGAACAAGAGGUGAAGCGAUCUGGCCGGAAUUGCUAUCAGCGUCUAAAGUGCUACGCUGGGGUAUCGAAUCCCCAGCUUUUUGGUUAUGGAUCUCGGCAUCGCUCGCAUACACACACUAAAUCCUUGGAUUAUCUGGUCAAGCAUUUCGCUCCUUCUACUGGUAUGAAGGACUCGUGGUCAUCAACUAGUUACGCAUCGCACAUCGCAAAGUCAAAGAAUACAAUACCUCGAGUCUGGUCUCCUCGACAUGGAAAUGUCAUUCCAAGUGUUCCUGAUGUGGAUUAUCGAAUGAAGUACGAGUUCGCGCUAAUUUUGCAUAAUAAGCCGAUAACACCGCGUAUUCUUGCUCGAAAUGGAUUGGAUGCAAUAGGGAAACGACAGAUGGAGGUGCUUAGCCGUUGCAUUAAUGCAGGAUUUGACAUUUCUGUACUUUCCAGCACUUUGUAUUCCCGUAAAUAUUUAGUGCUACUUUUGCGACCAUCCACAUCGAGACUACAGACCGAAAAAAGUCGAUUGGCGCUUGAGCGCUGGCUGCAAAUUGGAGCUGUAGGUGAGGUACCAUCUGAAAUUGAAGAGCUCAUCGCAUCGAGCCACAUUGAUGACACCGAACCGCUGUUUCAAGAAGGUCAAUACGAAACUAUCAAACGGGUGGAACUUGAAGACGAACAGUUUACGCCUGCUGAACGCAUUCAAACAAUUGCUCGCAUCAUUACAUCUACGGCCAAUGUGGAAGAGCUGAAUCCACCCGGUGCAAACAUUUCGUUCGAAGAGCUAAAUCGCAAUGAAAGCAUCAUCAUGUCUUGCUUUCCUCUCCAUAAUCGAUAUGUGGAUAGUCAACUAUUGGCCAAGUGUGCACAGUGGUGGUGGAACUCUACCGAGAUCACGAACGAGCUACGAUAUUAUUAUGGGGAGCGUGUGGCUUUUUACUUUAGCUUUUUGUUUGUCUACACAAAGUGUUUGCUUGUUCCAGCUUUCGUGGGUUGUGUCGUGUAUGUAUCAUGUAGGUGGUUUGGGGCAGUGGCGUACAUGAGAGCAUUGUGCAUUUUUGGCUUUUUUACAGCGUCAGUUUGGGGGCCUCUUCUUAUAAAAGCUUGGGCACGACAAAACAGCCUGCUAAAUGAUGCGUGGAAUCUGAGGUUGUUUAAAGAAGCUAAUUAUUCUAAUGCAACGUUUAAGCCACAAGGUUAUCGCGACGUGGUGGACUCUCAUGGAAUUUUUCUUUUUAGAGAGCCAUUUUACAACCCACUCCUCAGAAUUCCUGUCUACAUGCAAACAUUAAUGGUAUUCGCAUUGUUCAUUGCUACCUAUGUCGUGGGGACUGCGUUUUUCGUUCAAUGGUAUACCGCUGCAAUGAUGGCCCCCGUGUGCAGUAAAUGUCAUGAGUGCGUCGCCUUUUUGUCGUGCUUCAACACAGAAAGACCCAUUUUGUUUUCUGGAAGAUGGUGUUAUAUCUUCGUUCAAGGAAUUUUGCUUGGAAUCUCACUGGACGUUGCUGUAUACUUGUUGAGUGUAAAACUUAUCCAUUUUUUUGUGACACGUGAAAACCAUGUUAUGGAAGAGCAUUUUCAACAAACGAUGAUCAAUCGUAUUUUUGCUAUUAAUUGGAUUUCUUUUUUCCUCUGGUUUAUGCUCAUCUCAUUUGUGAUCAUACCUUUUGGGAGCGAAGUCGAAACAUGGUUGUCAUCAAAUAUUAAGUACACUAAACUCACGGUGCGGUGGCAUGGUGGUGUCAUUGAUAUGUCGACAGCAUUCGUUACUCCACUUCUCAUCACGCAAGCGCUGAACCUGCUAAUUGAUACGUCGUUGCCAAUCAUUUUUCGGCGAGACACAUCACGGGUGUCGAAGCUGGCAAAAAAAAUAAUGAGAGCCAAUCCAGCAGAGACGCUGCUUGCGCUUUCAGAGUAUCACUCAUCGUUUGAAAAUACUUUUGUCAGCCAUAACCAGUCUCUAUCUUCAUGUAAUUUGGCUUUUAAGAACAAGAUUGAGCUUCAAAUGAUGACACCAAUUCGAAUUCCAUACCUGGAACGCUUAUUGAAUGUAUCUAUACCCACGUUGGAGGGGUUUGAAAAUGAAACGUACUUUAUGACAGCCGAUGAUGUUCUUGAGGAGAGUCAAUUGCCGCUGUAUAAUACCUUCCCCGACUAUCUACGGAUGGCCAUCCAAUACGGAUACGUGGUGAUGUUUUCAGCUGUUUGGCCGUUCUGCGCGAUAGCAGCAUUUGCAAACAACGUUAUUCAUAUUCAAAAUUGCUUUUACAAACUCGUUCUUCUACGUCGAAGACCAGGCUCAUUUGUGUUAGCACUGGCGAGCUUGAGUACUUCAUUUCGGAAUGCUUGUCUCUACAACGAUUCAACGGGGCGGACUUCAGCAUGGGGCCCGCCUUCUCUUGCUUUGACAUUCCGUCGCGCUUCAUUGUCGCAUUGA
This is a messenger RNA of Plasmopara halstedii, 2595 nucleotides long. RefSeq lists its product as uncharacterized. Lineage: Eukaryota; Oomycota; Peronosporomycetes; Peronosporales; Peronosporaceae. Gene Ontology annotation, biological process: chloride transmembrane transport. The record is from RefSeq and is a predicted model, not a curated record. Gene Ontology annotation, molecular function: chloride channel activity. The transcript is spliced from 7 exons. The coding region runs from base 1 to 2595 and encodes 864 amino acids.